Bufo gargarizans (Asiatic toad) is the source of this 2059-nucleotide messenger RNA. RefSeq names its product Wnt family member 11 (gene WNT11). The record is from RefSeq and is a predicted model, not a curated record. The transcript is spliced from 6 exons. Gene Ontology annotation, biological process: multicellular organism development; cell fate commitment; neuron differentiation. Gene Ontology annotation, cellular component: extracellular region. NCBI's taxonomy places the organism in Eukaryota, Metazoa, Chordata, Amphibia, Anura, Bufonidae. The coding region runs from base 361 to 1419 and encodes 352 amino acids. Gene Ontology annotation, molecular function: frizzled binding; cytokine activity.
AUGGCGGAGCAUAUAAGAGGUCGGCAGCCUGAGCCGCCGCAGACUGGCCUGUAGCUGGCAGCAGCGUCCUCCUGCGCACAGUGCUGCUGACUGCUGCCCCGGCUCUGGAGCUGCACCCUGCCUGCUCUGCUCUCUGGGACUUACGGGAGGCUGUGGGAAGUUUGGGUUUAUCUGCAGCCUGGAAGGAUCCUUCCCCUCACAGAGGAGUCACCACCUUCACUGCACAGGACCCGGCUGGGGCUGCAGACACCAUGGUUCCUCCCUUGGUUUCCAGGACAUAGCAGAGAUACCUCAUUGAUUUUUUGGAGUUUACCAACCUUGGACCUUUUUUCUGCUUUGGAUUUUUUCUCACUCUACAAAAUGAAGAUUCAUUUUUUUAUUGGGACCGUAUUAACGUUCAUUCUUCAUACGAGGAUUUGCCAGAGCAUCAAAUGGCUAGCAUUGUCAAAGACCUCUGCCUCCCUGGCCUUGAAUCAGACACAGCACUGUAAGCAGCUGGACGGUCUGGUCUCCUCUCAGAUGCAGCUCUGCCGAAGCAACCUGGAACUGAUGCAGACGAUCAUCCAGGCGGCCAAAGAGGUGAAGAAAACCUGCAUUAAAGCUUUCUCAGAUAUGAGGUGGAACUGUUCAUCGAUAGAACUGGCACCAAACUUUAAUCAGGAUUUGGAAAGAGGGACAAGAGAGUCCGCUUUUGUGCACGCUCUGUCUGCUGCUACCAUAAGCCAUACGAUUGCUAGGGCUUGCACUCUUGGGGACCUACCAGGUUGUUCUUGUGGACCUAUACCCGGGGAGACAUUGGACCAAGGUUCUCGUUGGGGAGGAUGUGCUGACAACAUCAACUAUGGUCUUAUGAUGGGCUCUAAGUUCUCUGAUGCCCCAAUGAAGAUGAAGAAGGCAGGAUCUCAAGCCAAUAAGCUAAUGCACCUCCACAACAGCGAAGUUGGGAGACAGGUGUUGAAAUCGUCUUUGGAGCUGAAAUGUAAAUGCCAUGGAGUCUCAGGUUCCUGCUCUAUUAAGACCUGUUGGAAAGGUUUGCUGGAACUUCGAGAAAUCGCUUUGGAUCUUAAAACUAAAUAUCUAUCAGCAACAAAGGUAGUUCACCGACCAAUGGGGACACGGAAACAGCUGGUGCCAAAGGACCUGGAUAUUCGACCGGUACGGGAAAGUGAACUUAUAUAUCUUCAAAGCUCUCCGGAUUUUUGUCUAAAGAAUGAAAAGUUAGGAUCUCAUGGGACACAAGAUCGGCAAUGCAAUAAAACCUCGUUUGGAAGCGACAAUUGUGAUUUAAUGUGCUGCGGCCGAGGAUACAACCCUUACAUGGACACCGUGGUGGAGCGGUGUCAUUGCAAAUACCAUUGGUGUUGCUAUGUAACGUGCAAAAAAUGUGAGAGGACCGUGGAGAGAUACGUGUGCAAAUGAAAAAAAAAAAAAGAGAACAAAAGCAAAAAGACAAUGAAUACAAUUUUUCGUAUUCAUUCAGGACCUCAACAACAAAAAAAACCAUGAAAAACCAAAGCACUAUCCACGGUCGGAAGUUCUUUCUUCUCCUAGACAGGAGCAUUCAAUAGACUGUGCCAAACGAGAUAUAAUAAUAUACAGAGUAAGAAAAAAUAUCAGGACCGACGUGAAUGUUUUUGAAAUUGCUAAAAUAACAAAGACUCCAAUGAACUUUACAGUCGUCCCACCGCCUCUUGGUGUCUGCCAUAUUGUAAAUACUCAUGACUCAAUUACUGUGUUGCAGUGGGGGUCUGCCCUGGUACCUUGGUGACCUACUAGGCUAAAAAAAAGGAAUUAUUUUUACGUAACCUGUGAAGAAAAAUGCUGAACUGGACUUCUAAGCCCUGUAACCCGUAUCAUUGAGGGGCCUCUAUCUGGAAAAAAAGAACUGAGUACAAUGAAACCCAUUUUAGGUUCAUGGUACUAAAAUUUAACUCUAGAUAGAGAUACUUUGUGGAGAAUCUUAAAGGGAACUUUUAGUGUUAAAAAUACAGUCCGAUCUGCAGGCAGCAUGUUAAAGAGCAGGAGGAGCUGAGCAGAUUGAUAUAUAGUUUUAUGGGAA